Molecule: messenger RNA, 2221 nt
Organism: Equus caballus (horse)
Lineage: Eukaryota; Metazoa; Chordata; Mammalia; Perissodactyla; Equidae
Source: RefSeq, a predicted model, not a curated record
GGGGAGCGGGGGAGCCGGCGUGGGCGGCCUCACAGCCUCUCCGCCGGGCCUGCCGAGCCCCCGGCCCGGGCCGGCCUCCGCUUGCUGGGAAGGGGCGCCGCGACGCGUUCCCCGGCCUGUGGACCGGAGUAGGGUUCUCUGUCCCACCCCAGCCAAAGUGAGAGAGGGCGACAAGGCUUUCGAUCGGGAAACAGCCUCCUGUUUCCUGUUGCUGUAUCCUGGAAAAGAGCUGCGGCUGAUGAAGUGUCAGCGGGCUAGACAUCCUGUACCGGAAUCCGCGGCGCUGGCUUCUGUGCCGGGGAGGGGAUGCUUCCCGUUUGGGGGUCGGAGGGUGGCUCUUCCGCCGGAGAGCCUGCAGAGUUCGGGUUGUGAGCUGAGCAGGAAAAGGUGGACCUUUCCAGAGCCACCCUCUUGCAGUCUUGAACCUUAAGAAAAGAUGUGGAGUGGGCUGCUACCUCCUGGCCUAAAUGAAAGUGAUAUUGAGUUGAGUUCUGAAGAUGAAGCCACGUUAGAGAAUUCUGGACUUAACUUACAGGAAGAUAAAGAAGAUGGGACCAUAACAAAAACAGAGAGCUCAGAUUUCCCUACAGAUGGAAUGGAAGCCAAAGGAGAAGCAAAUGUGAAUGCAUAUGAAGAGUGUCCCUCUGGAAUUCCUUUCAGCACGUGGAAUAGAUUUCAAGAAUUGCAUAAAAAACAUUCUGAACAGAAAACCUCAACUUUAAGAUUCAGAAAGAAAAAAAGAAAACGAUCCAGAAAAGGUAAAUUGAAGAAUGAAGAAGAAUCUCGGAGUGAGCAGUCCUCGAGGGAAACCCAGUGGAAGGAGCUUACUCAGUAUUUUGGAGUCAAUGAUAGGUUCGAUCCCCCUGUUAAAAAGAAAAAAAUUGACAAGUCAGGCCUUGAAAAGAGCGUAGACCAGGCUGUGGAAGAGUGGGACAUUGAGAAGGCGGAGGAGCUCAGCAACCAGCUAGCUACUCGAGAGCCCAGAGCAAAGAAACUUGCUGUCUCUGUCAGUCUGCGCAGCCUUAUCAGGGGUCAGUUCCCGCUCGGCCUACUGAAUGCUGAAAUGGCUUCAAGAUCCUCAUCACUACCCUGUGGACCCUCGAGGGGCCUCAGUUUGGGAAGGAUUUCCAUCCAGGAGCUUGGUGUAAAAAUUGCCAAAGCAGUUGCCUGCCACAACUUUGUAAAAGCCAAAAAGGAUGCUGAAAAUUCACAGGUUGCUCGAAAAAAGAAGAAACUUGCAUGGGGGUUUGAAGCAAAGAAGAGAUGGGAAACCAAAAGCAACAUGGGAUAUAUGUAACUUGCCAGAGUUCUUCAAGACGUUUGAGUCUUUGAGUUUUCCCUUGAGUCUUCAAUUGCUCAAUUUACUGAAAAGAUUUUCCUGUUUAUGUUCACUGUGUCAGGAAAUUGAUAGACGUAGAAAAAAUAAGCAUAAAAUUUGCGAGUUGAUUAUCACAUCUUUUCAGUCUCUUUCUUAAGAGCUCAUCCUAUUGAAGUAAAUGAAGUGCAGCAUUCUGUUAUUAGUGCGAGAAAUCUAAGCAUACAUGGAAAAAAGGAUGGGAUUUUAUUUAUUUAUAUAGACCUUCGGUAUAAGAUCAAUUUUACUUUUAUCCAUUUGGUGUAGCAUAGCCAGUGAGCUCCUUGUACUUUCUUAUCUGUGCUCAGUGUAACUGCACUUAUUCUGGAAUUGUGUUGUUUUUUUUUAAAGAUUGGCACCCGAGCUAACAUCUGUUGCCAAUCUUUUCUUGUCUGUUUUUUUUCCUCCUUCUCCCCAAAGCCCCCCAGUACAUAGUUAUAUAUUCUAGUUGUGAGUGCCUCUGGUUGUUGGAAUUGUGCUUUUAAGAUUGGCAUUUGUUUAUAAUGGAUUAAUCAUAAGUGCAAGAAAGUCCCAAUUGACAUUGUCCUUACAAAUGACUUUAUCUUAACGUUAUGGAAGUAAUUAUUGGUUCUUUAUUGGAGGCAGUAGAGUUAAUGUUUCACAGUCAUAUAAUAAAAACAAUUGAUUAAUUUUUGUGUACCUGCAGAUAAAAUAUUACAAUAAAAAAGGACAGAAUGUAGUAUUUGGAGGAUGAUUUAAAUUCAACUCUGCCUGGAAAUAUGUUUUUAACUCUCUCUCUCAGCUGUAUCAUUCUUUAAAUUAUGAGAUGGCUCUUAGAAGAAGACAUGGUAUGGUUGUAUUAGCUGGUUGUAACUCCAGACAAUAUAACUUUGAACUUUCUGAGAA